Fusarium venenatum is the source of this 222-nucleotide messenger RNA. The record is from RefSeq and is a predicted model, not a curated record. NCBI's taxonomy places the organism in Eukaryota, Fungi, Ascomycota, Sordariomycetes, Hypocreales, Nectriaceae.
AUGAUAGUGCGCCAGUUGUGGAGAGAGAUAGUGGAUGAUCUAUUGCGCAUGGCGUUGCUGCUUCAUGACGAUGAGCGAGCUGGAUUGCGUACCGAUGGAGCGGCCAACUGCAGCUGUUCGGCCCCAGUGUUGGGCAUUGGUAUAUUACUGCUUCUCCAUAACAUCUGGAGCUGCUUUAGUAUACUUCUCUGUACAUAUCUUGACUGGAUUUCAAAGGGUUGA